Messenger RNA from Cololabis saira (Pacific saury), 6957 nucleotides. RefSeq names its product myelin regulatory factor (gene myrf). Gene Ontology annotation, biological process: protein autoprocessing; positive regulation of DNA-templated transcription; central nervous system myelin maintenance. The transcript is spliced from 27 exons. NCBI's taxonomy places the organism in Eukaryota, Metazoa, Chordata, Actinopteri, Beloniformes, Belonidae. The record is from RefSeq and is a predicted model, not a curated record. Gene Ontology annotation, molecular function: sequence-specific DNA binding; DNA-binding transcription factor activity. Bases 634 to 3780 code for a protein of 1048 amino acids. Gene Ontology annotation, cellular component: nucleus; endoplasmic reticulum membrane.
UCACCUGCUCCUCUCUCCUCCGACUCUCUGCUGCUCCUCACAUCCUGCAGGAGAGAGGGAGAGGAGGAAGAGUCCAGUCAGCUCCAGGACUCUACUCCAGCCCAAAAUUACGCACACGUUUCUAUACUUUCUGCCGUCGACUUUGACCAUUUCUCCCAGCACCGAGACAAACUUUUGAGAAAGAAAACCGACGCUUGUUGUGAAGUUUUCUUAUCACGUGAAGUUGCGCCUGAGUUGGCUUUUUUUUUUUUACGUUUUUAUUUUCCAGGCUUUAGUCGGGACUUGUAUAUGUUAAAAAAAAAUAACAACGAACAAACAAAAAGAAAACACUUGAGACUAAAGUUUUAAGGUUAUAGAUUAUUUGGCCAUAACCGACAUCAGUUCGGUACAAAUUAAGAGAGAUUUUCAGUGCGAGCGGAGGAUUUAUGUGAAAACCAACGCGAUAAAAAAGUCGAUUUUAAUCUGGAUUCCGUGAUGUAUAUGUGAAAGUUUCCCCCAUCCGAAUCGAUUUCGUUCGGACAAGGGGAGACUUUAAUGGAUUUUUUAUGUGGGACCCGCUAGGAUGGACGUGGUAGAUGAAACAGAAGCGCUGCAGAGGUUUUUUGAAGGUGUUGUCAUCUCAAGAACUUCAACAUGCUUUGGCUUCGUGCAGGUCAUGAUAUUACCAGCUCUCUGGAGCCAGCCAACAUCGACACCAGUAUCCUGGAAGAGUACAUCAGCAAGGAGGACGACAGCACUGACAUCUGUUUCUCAGAGGUCCACAGCGCCCCGGGACCAAAUUACUCAUCUCCUCAGGCAGGAGUGUCCUCCUCCGGGGGUCUGGUGUGUGGCGUAAGCCCCCCCAUCCCGCUACGCCAAGGAGCCCCUCCACCCGGGCCUCCUAGCUGUCAGAACGCCUACGCCCAAGGUCCAUCCGUGGGCCUGCGACACAGCUACCCGUGCCUGGGACCGCAGCCGCAGCACCAGCAGCUCCAGCAGCAGCACCAGCAGCACCAGCCGCUCCAGCAGCACCAGCAGCACCAGCAGCACCAGCAGCACCAGCAGCAGGCUCACGUCAAACCUGAGCACAGGGGCCACUACGCUCCGGGGACACUACCAGAGUCUCCCCCAGACUCCAGCUCAGAGCCAUAUUCUCCUCAACAGGUGAAUGAUCCUCACAUGAUCAGGACCAUGACACCAGAGAACAUGUGUCAUAUGACUCCAACGCCACCCCUCCCGCCACACGGUCACUAUCCCAGCAUGCAUCGGGACAUGUACCUGAAGCCGGAGCCCAUGAUAUCGCAGUAUCCUAUCGGACCAGCCACGAGCGGAGGCGGGGACAUGCAGCAAACGCAGAUGCUUCAUCAGCUGCUGCAGCAUCCUCAGGCCCAAGAUGGUAUCCCUGCUCAUCCGGCCAAGAAGAGGAAGCACUCCGAUUCUCCCAACAGCACCUUGAAUUCCCAAAUCCUCACAGGUAUCAUCAAACAAGAACCAGGUGUGAUGCAGGAAAACGACAACGCCUACCUGGACCCAAACUAUCAGUGCAUCAAGUGGCAGCCGCACCAGCAGAACAAGUGGACGCCGCUGUAUGACGCCAACUGCAAAGAGCUUCCAAUGCCAACCUACCGUGUUGAUGCCGACAAAGGCUUCAACUUCUCCCUGGCCGAUGAUGCGUUUGUCUGCCAGAAGAAAAACCAUUUCCAGGUCACGGUAUACGUGGGGAUGCUCGGAGAUCCCAAGUACAUCAAGACCAACGAAGGCCUGCAGCCCAUCGACUGCUUCUACCUCAAACUCAACGGAGUGAAGGUGGAAUCCAUGAAUCAGUCCAUCAGCGUGGAGCAGUCCCAGUCCGACCGCAGCAAGAGGCCUUUCAAGCCAGUUCUUAUGAUGGGUUUCCUUCACAGCGUCACGCUGCCUCCAGAGCAGGUGACCAAAGUCACAGUAGGACGGCUCCACUUCAGUGAGACCACAGCGAACAACAUGAGAAAGAAGGGCAAACCAAACCCCGAUCAGAGGUAUUUCAUGCUGGUGGUAGCGCUGCAUGCUCAGUCCCACAAUCAGAGCUACAUUGUGGCUGCUCACGUUUCUGAGAGGAUCAUCGUCAGGGUAACGUCUGGCCAUGCAUCCAACCCAGGCCAGUUUGAGAGUGACAACGAGGUGCUGUGGCAGCGCGGCCAGCUGCCCGACUCGGUGUACCACCACGGCCGAGUGGGCGUCAACACGGACCGCCCCGACGAGGCGCUCGUUGUCCACGGCAACCUGAAGGUCAUGGGCUCCCUGGUCCACCCGUCUGACAUACGGGCCAAAGAGAAUGUCCAGGAGGUUGACACCACAGACAAUUUAAAGAGGAUUUCUCAGAUGAGGCUCGUCCAUUACCAGUACAAGCCUGAGUUCGCCGCCACCGUGGGCAUCGAGAACACUGCAGACACUGGAGUGAUCGCCCAAGAGGUUCAGCAAAUCCUGCCGGAGGCAGUGAAGGAGGGAGGGGAUGUGGUGUGUGCCAACGGAGAGACUAUUCCCAACCUGUUAGUCGUCAAUAAGGAUCGUAUCUUCAUGGAGAACGUUGGAGCCGUGAAGGAGCUCUGCAAGCUGACAGACAACCUGGAGACUCGUAUAGAUGAGCUGGAGCGAUGGAGCCGUAAGCUGGCCAAGCUCCGCCGCCUCGACAGCAUGAAGAGCACCGUGAGCGGCGGCACGGUGAGCCAAUCGGGAAGCUACUUCAGCCGGACGGGAAGCGGCCCACUGAAGAAGAAGACAGUUAAAUCUGGGAGCAAGAGCCCGGCUCCAGAUCAGGGCUGCAUCAGUCAGAGGUUCAUGCAGGGCGCCAUCCUGGCUCUGGUGGUUGUCAUGGCCUUCAGUGUCAUUUCCAUGUCGGUCCUUUACGUCCUCACUCUUCAUCACAGGGGAGCCAUCACAGAAAAAGAUGGCUUUGCUCCUCCGUGUGUUUUCUACGUCUCUUGGAUGCCCAUCUUCACUGCCACUGUAACUGUCUGUCCACCUGUCUGCACAUGGUCAAGAGCUACGCUGGGAUCCUCCCGCAAGACUCCAUCCUCUCCACUGACCCCCACACCUGCUCCAGCUUGCUGUUCAACCAGCGCUGUGAACAACCAAUCAAGUACCGUUUUCACACCCAGUAAUAAUCAAUCCACACCAGGUUUAGGCAGCCUGGUUCCCACACCAGGUACCAUCAACAAGAAGGCCAAGUCCAGGCCAAUGGACAAGGAUGGCCACAGCAGAAACCGCCUGAGUCACACCUCAGCGCCCAUGUACCUUCCCAAGUCCAAGAGGCCCGUCUCCUCAGACCUGGAGGGAGCGGGAGCCACCAACCGUCUGCCGGGGGGCCAGCAGCCCACACCGCGCAGGCAGCGCAGCCUCAGCACAAGAGGGAGAAGAGCAACUCCCUCCCUCGCUAGUGUCCACAUCCUGGAGACGAACCAGGAGAUCACCUCACAAAGUUGUGAAACAGCAGAGUUAUGCAGCUACACAAUUUCACUUCACGGACAAAGAAAUUCCUCCAUCUCACAGAUUACUUUGCACAUGACCUCCACAAACAAUGUGUGGGUACAGCAAUGCGGAGCUACCAAAGGACGUUUAUGCCCCAACCACUCGGAGACAGAACUCCACGAUGGACAGAACACGUCAACAAAGGGGACUCAUCACCUUUGGUCAGUGCCUCUGUCUUUCCAGGACAUCAAGUAUCACUUCCGUGUCUCUUCAUCUAGUGAAGUGAGGUGUGCCACUGAAGAAAAGACCUCCUCGUACUCUGACUACCAUUUCCUGAUUCAAAGCAGCUGUGUGUGAGCAGGAAGACCGUGUGUUUGGCCUUUGCAGAUCCAGCUGUGUGCUGUUGUGAUGGGAAAGGGCUUUUCCACUGCAAUAACCAUCAUUUGUAAAUUAUAGACAUCUCAAUUUCCCCUGACCACUGCAGCAUGAAACGCUGAACAUGUUUUAAAUGACACUGUUAACUGCCACUGAAAACCAACCAACAUUUAUAGUUUACUUUAUUAUUGAUGACUACCGUAUGUCUUCCAUUCUUAGUAUAUCUGUGAUUACUUUUUUUAGCAGGCUUAGACACUGUAGAUGAAACUGCACACUUUUUAAAAAAAAAUUAAAUACAAUGGAUCUGAUUUUCCACUGAAACCUAAAACCAGUGCCUGCUACCCUAUGAUUCAAAUAGUUUUACACACGGUCAUUGGCUUCAGCUGAAUGCCUUGUAUGUUAAAUAUACCUCAGUAGUACACACUGGCCAAUCCUACGUUUCUGCAGCGGAGCUUAUGGUUGAAGCUGCUGCAGGAGGCUGCAGGAAGCUGCAGUCCACUACGUCCCUGUGCCACAUCUGAUUAAACAUUGUACAGAGUUAUGACACUGAAUGAAAUAUAUAUAGACACUGUUUAUGCCUAUUACCAUACAGGAAUGAUGUGAGCUCAUAUUGUAACUUUAAGGACUCUGAGUCAGAUUUGUGUUUGGGUGAUCACUGGAGAGCCGGCAGUCAUGUGGAAAAAAAAAAGGAGACCAUCUUUCAGCUCUAAUUUUUAAGCAUCUGGAUGAAAUUGGAAAAUCAUCCAGUCUUAGAAUUAAGUAAAUGUAGCAUGAGAUUAAUAACACAAGACUUAUUGUUUUUUUGUCAGCAUGUAUUUAACAAAAACUCAGGGGACACAUAGGAAACGUGGUUAAAAUAGUAAGUAUGACCUUCCUGCUUCCAUGAAAAAUGAAGUAGAAACCUGGUUGUUUAUGAAAUACACUUGACUGAGCAGGUGGGAAAGUGUUUAAAAAAGCAUUUUUUGACAGCAUGCUGAUCUGGACCACUCGUGUACUUUAACACAAUGCUGAGGAGGAAAAAACUAGCAAUGAUCUUACAGAAACAGCUGUUGCCGCCCGCCAACCGGGGGAGAGUUAUAACGGCCUUUCCAAAAGAUUUGGGGUUUAUCAUUCUACACUGAGAAAGAUUGAUUUCAGUUGGAAAUCAUUCAACAUAGUCGUUAGUCUUAUUGGGUGUGGCCGUCCCAGCGGGUUUACCUCAGGAGCAAAUAAUGCAAUGCUCAGAGAAAUUGUUAAAAACACCAACAAAGAACUGCAUCUGACGCACGUAAGUACAGCCUUCAACAUCUGAUAAAUGUAAAAGUUAAUUCAGUUCAGUUUGGCUUAUUUGGAGCAAUUGACAGGAGACAUAAUAUGCUAGAUUGGGUUUGCAAAUGUGUCUCUGAAUAAUCCGGAGGACCUCUGUCCCGUGGACGGAGGAGGUCAAAGUAAAAGUGUUUAGCCAGAAUGCACGGUGCCACGAGCACGCCAUAUCAGGACAGACAUGUCGUGGGAACCUUGUCGUGGCUACAGACAGUUGAGAUACCAUAAACCCACCUGGGUGCCAGUAUCCUGGAGGGAGAUGUGAAGCUGCCUACCCGACAGCUAAAGAUUGGCUGAAAUUAGAUUGCGCAGCAGGACAAUGAUCCGCACCACCAAAUCUACGACAUGAUGGCUGAAUGAAAUAAUGAAAGAGAUCAAGUUGUUGCAAAGAAACAGUCAAAGCACCGACGUAUAGACAAUGAAAAUUCUUUCAAACCGUAGCAGGAUAAUGAAGAGUGGGCCUGGAUUUACUGACUAGAGACUGAUGGCACAGUGUAGUGAGGUUUGUUUUAUUAACACACUGCUUCUACGUAUUUUCUUAGUCUUUGUCAAAUAAAUAAACUGUUUUUUGUCACGUCUUGUAGUUCAUUUAGAUUGCUUUUAUCUCAUUUUAAAAGCAGGUAAGGAUCAGCUUAUUUCCAGUUACAUCCUAAACUGAAAGAUGCUUAACGUUCCCUUUCUUUUCCCACAUGACUUCAUGUAUAUGUUGAAACUGGGUAAUUGAACAAAUGACUGUAUUUCAACUCAUGUAUAUACUGAUAGCUCUUAGCAUAUGAUACUGGAAGUCCAACAAGUCCUACACUGACAAUACUUCAAGAAACACUGAAAUAGCUGCGACUGUAUCCUGGUAACUGGACAAUGCUGGUAAGGCAAUAAAUGACUUAAAUCAUCCGGGUGCAUGCCCAAUCAUUUCUCUAAAAUGAUACAUCACAACUUAGACGCAAGAUCUUUUUUUAAUGUCUGGAUCAUAAAGCUGGAGAGAACUUGAUUUACUUAGAGGGCAGAGAUACGUCUAGAAAUUUUACACUGGAUAUACCCUUUCAUGUGUUUCUCUGGGUGUUUUUAAAUAUUUUCCUGUACCUAUACAACUAAGACUAUGCAAUAAUAAUAACACUUUUAAUGUAGCUGAAUUGUAUAAUAUUUCCUUUUUGUAUUACUUUUUCAUGUUUAAAGGCAUUUUUCAUUUGACACCAUGCUUUAAUUGGCAUUUGAUAUUAAAUCUAUAUUCUGUGUUCAGAAAGAGAAAACACAACUGUUUAAGUCAAAUGUAACAUAAACAUGUUGGGAGAAUAGCCAUCAGAAGAAGAACAAGUACUUUGUAAGUAAAUGAAGACUGUGUACGAUACUUCACCAUAGUCUUUUUGCUUAAUGUCAAUGGUUUUAGCGUAUUUAUAAGGCACCAAUUAGAAUAAAGAGACCCCGUAGCACUUUUUGCACUGUAUACAUGAACUGCUUUAGCUGUAUCCAGUGCAUCGGAUUGGUAUCAGAUACUCUGGCAAAACUGCAUUACAUGCAAUUGUAUUGUUAUAUUUUGUAAUGACCAAUGAUCCUUUUAUCUGUUAUGAAAUACUGUGUUGUUUCAUUGUUCUUCUUUUAGUUUUUUUUUUUGUUUUAUUUCCCCAUCCAUAAUAUAUUAACUUUCAGCUUUUGGAGCUGGGAAAUUAUUGAUGAGAACACACUCCGACACAUUUGUAAUUUUAGCACUAUUUUUUCAGAGAAGUUGGGUAAGGCUAAAAGUUCAUUGGCUACAUUAAUAUCACUACUUUAUAGCUCAUUUUAUCCGUAUAUUUUCAUUCUGUUUUGUCAGAAAACUGUGAUGUAAUACUAUAACUACAUGCAGUAAAUAAAAUGGUGAUU